Messenger RNA from Symbiodinium natans, 728 nucleotides. The record is from the annotation of a GenBank genome assembly. NCBI's taxonomy places the organism in Eukaryota, Dinophyceae, Suessiales, Symbiodiniaceae.
AUGGCAUACCCAACCCAAGAGGCUGUUCCCUCGCAGCCGAAGCGAGUUGCCAUUUACGGUGGAGCUUUCGAUCCCCCGACGAACUCUCAUCUAACCUGUGCGGCAGAGAUUGUGCACAGCCACUCGGCCGAUGAAGUCUGGCUCGUGCCUUGCGGGCCUCGUCCAGACAAGCCGAAGUUGAAGACGCCAGCCGUCGACAGAUAUUGCAUGUGCCAGAUCGCCGUGAACACUGUCUUCAGUCCAGAUUUUCCAGUCAAGGUCAGCGACAUUGACAUGGGCAAGAAGCAGGCAGCCUUCACGUACGAUUUGCUGGUGGAGCUCAAGGAGCAGAAUCCCAACACCAACUUUGCGUUUGUGAUUGGAUCCGACUGGCUCCAGCCAGGAACAAACAUUGCUGAAUGGACUUCCCUGAAUAAAGCUUGGAAGGAGGGAAUGCCCGAGGCGGAGAAAGAGAUUGUGACGGGAGACAAGCUUCUACAAGAGUUUGAGUUUCUUGUUGUCCCGCGCCCUGGCUACGAUGUGCCAAAAACCGAGGCGGACCCAACAGGGCUCAAGGCAUUCGGUCCACGCCUUCGGUGGAUGCAGAUGCCGGAGCACUUUCACUUCAUCGAGGGCAACCUGUCUUCAACAGAGAUCAGAAAGCGAUCGCAGUACUCAUGGCGAGUGCAAGAGGCCGCCAAAGGCGGCAAGCUGAGAACUAUCGAGGGGCUGGUGCCGCCGGGUGUCCU